AAGGUAUCUUUACUUUUACUCAAGUAUGACAAUUGGGUACUUUUUCCACUACUGCAAUAAAAUGCUUCAGAUCUGAGCCAUCCGGAGCAGAUAUAUAUAUAUAUAUGACAGCUUAUAGAGAGCCUCUGUCUUUACCUCUCUGCUCCGGAUGGCUUGCGCAGUGGUGCCUCUGACAACAACAGUGAUUGGUCUGUGAGAAUAGACAGGUAUAAUGCGUCUUAAUCCAAUUCUAGCUACAGGGGUGCCUGCUCCUACUGUCACAAUGGAGCUCAUUCACUUCCUCAGGGACACUCCUCGUUUUGUGGUCUCAACUGGCCCUUCUCUGGAUAGUUUGAAGGAUUUAUUUCUGAAAUGAGGGGAUUGAUGCUCUGUGUUUUUGCCCCGGCGAUGUUAACAGCUUCUGCAGAUGAGGAGGAGCAAUGGGAGGAGGGGCCUCUGCAGUGUUUCCGCUGUGACCUGGGCUUCUGGGAUGCCUGCUACACCACCAAAACCAACUGCAACAUCGGGGAGAAGUGCUACACUGGCCGAGGGAAGGCAGGUGAUGUGUUGGAUGUUAAAUUGCUGGGCUGUGUCAAGGCGAAGGAGUGUGAGCUGGUGACCAAUGUGGAGAUCUUCUCCAACACAACCAUCUACGUGAUGACCAGGCACUGCUGUGACACACACUUCUGCAACACCGGACACACACUACCCCUCAACACACUCCUCUCCCUGGCACUGACUACAAUAACUGUCAUCCACCUCUCCUCUCCCUGACAGUGACUACAAUAACCAUGAUCCUCACCUUCAAACAGACUACAAUAACCACCAUACAUCAUAAAGUCACCAGCAGCACACAUUUAUUCAAUUUUCUUAAUUCUGUUAAUAUUCUGUGUUUAUUUGUCAAGGAAUAUGGACAGUAAUUAACAUAUGUGGAUGUGCCAGACUGAGGCAAAAGUCUCAUGUUCAACCCUUAGAAGCUGUCUCUAGGCUUGGGCAAAAUUGAUUAGAUGGUUUUAUGGAAUUCAAUUUUGAAUAAAUGUAAUUUUCUCAUUCUGUUGUUGGCAAAAACAAGAAAAGGAGACUGGAUUUUAUUUUCUAUCAUAUUUAUUGAACAUUCUGAAUUGUAACCGUGAAUAACGUAAUACAAAUUUACAUUGUCCUCAAUCUUGGUUGGGAUAUUUUAAAACACGUCAAAAUUACUUUUAUGUUCUCCUCCAAACAAAAUAUUUCCAUAGAGAAUACUACAUUAUUUCCUAUUGACUUUAGUGUUAUGGUAAAUCCUAAAGUAGUAUGCAUCAAUCUCUCAGACCCAUAGGCACAGAUCUAGGAUCAUCUUAACCUCUCUAAAACCAUCAGCAUCUUGGGGCAACUUCCUCUUACAGUCAGUGAAGCUGAGGUCAUACUGGUAUACAGUAGUGUUGCUGUUAGACAACAGUAGUACUGGUAUACAGUAGUGUUGCUGUUAGAGCAGGUCUCCUUCAGAGGGAAGCGGCUCCUCCUUCAUGUAGCGCUGCAGAUCCACACUCUGGUCCUCAAGGUUCACACACAGGAACUUCUUCACCACAUAAACACACCUGACAGACACACACACACAAAGAAAACACCUGUGUGUGAUUGUGAGUAUCUAUUGCAAGCAGAAUAACUUAUUUAGAUGUUCAUCUGAGCCAUCUGUGUUGCAGGUGAAUGGUAACAGCUGAAUAAGAUGAGAAAAGAAGAAACCCACACACUGAUCUUGAUAGUAUCACUGCUCUUUAAUAACUUUACGUAUCGACCUCAAGGCCUUCCUCAGAGCGUUUGUGAGUGUUUAUAAGAACAUACAGAACUCACACUCUUAGUUUGCAUUUCUGUUGAAAAAAAUGUGAUGCCUUAUUGUACUUGUGUGCACAGACACAGGAAGUAGUUUGGGAGUGUGGGGGCUGCGUUAUAUAUUCAUUUUUGCUAGAAAUAAAAUUGUAAAAAAAAUUAUUUGUGGGUGGGUGCUGGAAAAAUAUUUUUCGGCCGCAUUACAGAUGCUAUAUCAGUCCGCUAAUACAGAACUAUUAAAGAUGGAGUGCACUACUUUUGUGGAGAAAAAAUUAAAAUAAAAAAUUAAAUAGUUUGUAGUUUGUUUGUAUCCUGUUUAGUGAAUGAUUACUGUGAUUAUUAAUGGAGUUUAGGUCAUGAAACUGUGUGUAUGCUCAUUUAGAAAGGUUGACCUAAUCAGAUAAGAAGAAAUUGCCUAGUAUCAAAGAGCAGGGUCAGGCCCAGGACAAUGAAGAUGUACGGGGUGUGAUUCUGACAUCUAGCUAAACAAAGAGAGGACCAUGGACAUUCCACAGGGGAAAGGAGGGAAACUCAUUGGGGUUAUAAAAUGUAUAGCUGGGGAGGUGACACCUACAAGAGGGUGGUGACCAAAAGGAGGGAAGAGUAUAAGAUGUUUUGUGAACUUUCUAAAUGCAUGCACUCAGCUGACUGUAUCCUUGGUAUUAAACACUUAACUUCUCUUGAGCUUUUGGUCUCAAUUCCUUAUUGCAAAGAGGUUGCAAUAGCAUUUUUCUUAGAAACAAAUGGAAACAGGAUGCACCUGAGCUCAAUUUCGAGUCUCAUAGCAAAAGCGUCUGAAUACUUAUGUAAAUAAGGUAUGUUUUUUAGUUGUAAUAAAUGUGCAGAA
Molecule: messenger RNA, 2629 nt
Organism: Salmo salar (Atlantic salmon)
Lineage: Eukaryota; Metazoa; Chordata; Actinopteri; Salmoniformes; Salmonidae
Source: RefSeq, a predicted model, not a curated record